Messenger RNA from Sclerotinia sclerotiorum 1980 UF-70, 177 nucleotides. RefSeq lists its product with no specific name. NCBI's taxonomy places the organism in Eukaryota, Fungi, Ascomycota, Leotiomycetes, Helotiales, Sclerotiniaceae. The coding region runs from base 1 to 177 and encodes 58 amino acids. The transcript is spliced from 2 exons. The record is from RefSeq and is a predicted model, not a curated record.
AUGUCAGCUAAUUAUGUAUUCGCCGACCGCCUCAAUUUGGCCAAAUCCGAUCCAGCUUGGGCGUUCAUCCACCAGUCUAUUGUUCUUUCUGAUUCACUCCAUCUCAGAGAAGCAACCAUUCUUGUACCCACCAUCACAAGUAUCAUGGCUCAAAAUUCUUGCAAAGACACACGAUGA